Messenger RNA from Colletotrichum costaricense, 306 nucleotides. RefSeq lists its product as uncharacterized. Bases 1 to 306 code for a protein of 101 amino acids. The transcript has 2 exons. The record is from RefSeq and is a predicted model, not a curated record. NCBI's taxonomy places the organism in Eukaryota, Fungi, Ascomycota, Sordariomycetes, Glomerellales, Glomerellaceae.
AUGGUUAGCUCGUGGAAGAUGGCGGCCAGCCUGCUGGCUGGCCUCGCAGCGAUGGCCGCGGCGCGGAAGUGCCCGGCAGGACUGAUCAAGUGCAUCUACGUGGGGUCGGACGACGAAUGCUACAACAUAUGCACGCCUCUGAUAGGAGAGUGCACAUGUCCUCCGACGAAGUCGUUCCCCAGCUUAGGCAACGGGCCGCCGGUGACGUUGUCCAACACGGACUCGGGAUGCACGACGAAGCAGGCUAUCAAGGGGUGGAAGCAAUGCAAAUACCGGGAAAAAGCAGCAGACCGGCGUCCACAGUGA